AUAAAGAAGAUAGUUAGCCUUCAAAGCAAAUAGAAGAAAGUUAAAAGUUAAUUCUCUACAAAGAAUUUCUGAUAGGUUUGUGAAUAUAAAUUCAUCACUAAAAAAAAUUAAGUUUAUUUUUAAUAGAUAAAUUAAUUGCAACAAAAAUCAUUAGCAUUUUAAUUUAUUAAUGGGCGUAUAAUUUGAAUAACCCUCUAAUUUACCAACAAUGAUCAAGAAUUUUUGCUUAUAGUUUACUAAAAUAUAUUGUGCUUUUUUAGUAGUCAUCAUCAUUUCUAUAGGAUAAAUGGCUUUGAUGGAAAUGCAGAUAAAAGACCCUCUAUAACGUCCUCAUCAAAUAAAAUACACUGAUUAUACAGAUAUUUUAAACUAUCCUACUUAAGAGUACAAUAUAACUACUGAAGAUGGUUAUAUCAUUAAUAUUAUAAGAAUACAAGCUAAAAAUACUACCAUUUAAGAGCAUGGAAAGCCUCCUGUUUUGAUGUAUUUCGGUCUUAAUUGUGCUAUUGAGGUUUUCAGUAUGAAUAAUGAAGAAUAAUCUCCUACUUUUUUUGUUGCUAAUCAAGGCUAUGAUGUUUGGAUGAUCGCUAAUAGAGGCACAUUAUACUCAAGUGGACACGUUAACUUAACAUAAAAUGACCCAGAAUACUGGUAAUUUUCAUGGUAGGAAAUGGCAGAAUAUGAUUUCAGGAGUGCAUUCGAUUUUAUUUAUGAAAAAGUAGGCAGAAAAAAAAUAUCUACCAUAGGAUUUUCUUAAGGCACAACUAUAUUAUUAGCUGCUUUAGCUGAUUAUCCAAAUUAUUAAUAGAAAAUAACACAAAUGAUUUUAAUGGGCCCAACUGCUAACAUAAUAAAUUAGAAUUCACCUGCUUUCACCUUAGGUAUAAACAUUGGAGGUGCUCCUUUGCUAAAGAAAUUGGGCAUAAACAAGCUUGUAGAUGAAUAUAAAUUGCUUUAUUAUGGCACAAAAUAUCUUUCUACUUUUGCUCACUUUGUUUUGAGUUAAAUAACUGAUUCUGACGUUACAGUUUUGAACUAAGAAAGAUUCUAGUACUUUAUGGCAACAUAUCCAGGAGGCACUUCAGUGUAAGUUUAUGACCAUUGGUAAUAAUUAGCCAGUGAAACAGAUUAAUUUAGAAAAUAUGACUAUAGAAACGUCACUAAAAAUAUUAUAAAAUACGGCAGUGAGGUCCCUCCUACUUACAAUUUAUAAAAUAUUAAAGUGCCUACACAUUUGUUUGUUGGCAGAUAUGAUAGGUUGGGCAGUCCUGAAGAUGCACAAAUACUUUACGAAAGUCUUAAACUCUCCUCUGUAAAUGCAACUAUGUAAUUAUAUGAUGGAGGACAUCUCUACUUCGCUAUAGGACGCGAAACUCCUUUUCUUUAAAAGCUUUAAUAAAUGUUGAUUGACUAGCAUAAAGCUGAUGAUUGACAUUUAUUUAUUUAUACCAUACCCCGAAUUAUUAUUUAUUAUUGAUCUUAUCAAAACCAAAAUAGGUUUAUGAUUAUUUUCUCUUCAAAAAAGUUAAAUUAAUUUUAAAGUAUUUAAUUAGCAUUUUAUGUUCAUAAAAUUACAUUUAAAUAAUAAAUUAUUUUAGUUUUUAUCAAUUAAUCCUAUCAA
Messenger RNA from Tetrahymena thermophila SB210, 1621 nucleotides. Its product is annotated as Ab-hydrolase associated lipase region protein. Lineage: Eukaryota; Ciliophora; Oligohymenophorea; Hymenostomatida; Tetrahymenidae. Gene Ontology annotation, biological process: lipid metabolic process. Gene Ontology annotation, molecular function: hydrolase activity, acting on ester bonds. The record is from RefSeq and is a predicted model, not a curated record. The transcript has a single exon.